This is a messenger RNA of Strongylus vulgaris, 446 nucleotides long. Lineage: Eukaryota; Metazoa; Nematoda; Chromadorea; Rhabditida; Strongylidae. The record is from the annotation of a GenBank genome assembly.
CCUCUACCAAUGGCAGAAAUCAACGAACGCGCUUCUACAUCUUCUCCUCCGGAGCCAUCAACCCCAGCUCCAGGACCUGAAAUCAAGCAGCUUGCAGAUGUGAUGUAUGACAGAGUUGGGGCGUUCUUACAGUCGCAGAUUCAAGGCAGUGUCGAUGAAUACAAACUUCUGGAGGAUAUGAACAGAACAACCGCACAACGUUACGUUGACAUGAGAGUUGUGGCUGAGAAAAUUGCUGAAAAGCUUUCCCGACUAACCAAUAAAUACGAAUCUUUGCGUCCUUAUCUCCAACAGAUUGAUGAAAUGGAUGAAAGUACGAGAAAAUUAGAGGAGGCGGCAAAUGUUCUUGAUCAGUACGUCACGGGAUUAGGUAUGCAACAUUUAAGAAAUUUUUUUCUAUCAAUAUACAGAGGGUUCCAAACAUGCCUACUGGUUGAUCGUUAAAU